AUGGAGUACUCGUGGUCUGGCCGUCAGCUCCCAUACAGCCCCGAGAUGGGUGGCAUCGGACCGCUCUUCUACGUGGCGUUCGCCGUCCUCCUUGUUCCUGGAGUCGUCGGAAACCUAUCUGUGGUGCUCAUGGCCUGCUGUUAUGCCCGUCUGAGGACGCCCGCGGGCCUCUAUGUUGUCAACGUAGCCGUCGCGGAUCUGCUCGUCUGCGCCUUCGGUGUGCUACUUGACCCCGUGUCAGUGCUCCUGCGUCGCUGGCCCUUCGGCGAAGCGCUUUGCUACGCGUGCUCCUUUUCCGAGCACCUUGGAGUGUUUGUGCACGGCUACACGCUCGUUGUGGCCGCCGCUCGCUUCGUCGCCGGCAGGCCUCCCAAGCCAAGGUCUUGCCACCUGAACAACGUCGGUGUCUGGUUCCUGGGCACAGUCGUUUGCUUGCCUCAGGUGCUGUUCGUCGAUUCUCGCGCGCUGGCUGUCCACGGGCAGUGCGUCGUCAAGUGGCCCGGGACUGUCAAGAUGCUGGAGCCGUUCGUCUCCUUCGCCGCGCUUGCCGCAUCGCCGUUCCUGUUGGUCACCGUCUUGUACGCCUGGCUCCGGGCGUCCCUGUGGCUGGGCAGAGGCACGAGGCGUUCGUUUGUGCGGCGGGCGAGCAUAGUGCGUGUGUUUUGGCUCAUGGCACUGUUGCUGCUGCUUUGUCGGACGCCCCUGCACGUGACCCGGUGCCUGCUUGGCGUGUGGACAGCCAUGAGGGCCAGUACGCACGUCACUGUGGUGGUACUUGCCACGCGGGCAAUCGCCGCCGCUGUCGUCUGCUUCACGGCAGCUUUCUUUUUUGAUCUUAGUGCCAAACAACUUGCGAGAAGGGUGAGACCGGCGCCCUCGGUUGCGGUAAAUGGCUCAUAA
Messenger RNA from Dermacentor silvarum, 900 nucleotides. Its product is annotated as somatostatin receptor type 4-like. Gene Ontology annotation, biological process: neuropeptide signaling pathway. Gene Ontology annotation, molecular function: neuropeptide receptor activity. The transcript has a single exon. Gene Ontology annotation, cellular component: membrane. The record is from RefSeq and is a predicted model, not a curated record. Lineage: Eukaryota; Metazoa; Arthropoda; Arachnida; Ixodida; Ixodidae. The coding region runs from base 1 to 900 and encodes 299 amino acids.